This is a messenger RNA of Metopolophium dirhodum (rose-grain aphid), 7107 nucleotides long. RefSeq names its product protein O-GlcNAcase (gene Oga). NCBI's taxonomy places the organism in Eukaryota, Metazoa, Arthropoda, Insecta, Hemiptera, Aphididae. Gene Ontology annotation, biological process: glycoprotein metabolic process. The transcript is spliced from 12 exons. Gene Ontology annotation, molecular function: beta-N-acetylglucosaminidase activity. The record is from RefSeq and is a predicted model, not a curated record.
CAAAACUCAUACAUGAACAAACAUAUAGCUUCUUUUAUUGGUUGUCUCCAUAACAAGGGUUGAAGUGUCAAUGUUUUGCUACAAGCAGCCUACAACUACCAUUAUCAUUUGCAAUGCCUGUCAUCUUCGUUUGUUUUAAGCGGACAACCUCUUGUUUGGAUUGCUAGGUAGCAAUAUCUUUACAAGAAAACAAAAAAAUAAAAUAAAAAAUAAGAGGUCGUUUACUACUACUACUACUACUACUACUACUACCCAGCACUUGAGCUAUGUUUUGUAAAUUGUUUUUAAAAUAUUAGGCUUUUGAGUUCAAAUGACUUGUUUUUAUUUGUUUAGUGGUAAGUUGAAAUAUUGAAAUAGUUAAAUACAUUUAUUCUGAUUUCAUUAUUUAGGCAGUGUUAAAAUGCAAUCAUUUGUUUGUAGAUAGCACUGUAAAAAAUUAUCGACAAUCUCUUGUAAGUAAGCCUAACUUUUUUAGGUAAAUUUUAAAUUUUAAUUUAUUUCAGUUUGCUUUAUCAUUAGACUUAGACAUUUUUAUUAUAUUUUGUUUGCUAUUAAAAUUUUUAAAGUCUAUUAAAUUAUUAAAUAAUACUCGGGGUUUUUUUUAUCAAAUAAUAAUCAGAUUCUCAAAACUUAAAUUAAGUUUUAAUUUUAUUUCUCUGUGCAUAGUACACAAUGUAACUAUAGUAUGUAUAUAAAAUAACAAGUCAAUUAAAAUCACUAUUCAAAAUAGCAAUAUUUUUAUACUAAUUUGUGAUACUAAGAAGUUACAUAAACACACAUUUCUGGCCAUACUUAAAAAAAAAAUUGUUUUGAAUCCUAGACUUAACGAAGUUUUAAAAAUGAUAGAGCAAAAACAAAUUUGUACAUAUCAUUGGUUUUGAUCUAAUGAUUAGUAAUAAGUCAUUAUUUAAAUAUAUAACUUUACAAAUUGAAAAUACAAAUAAAUGUUUUUCAAUUUGCAAAUAGUAUAUCUAGUGUUUGGCAUUUGUUGCUUUACUCCUCAGCGCCUUCACUUCGUUCACCAAAUCAAAAACAAUCCUCGAUUAGUUAUUCAAGAUUACCCUGGGUAGGUUACUGGGGUUUUUUUAUACAAAUUUUAAGGCUGUAACGUGUAAUUAUUGACACUUAUAUUAUAGUUGUAGUAACUGCCAAACGGCCGUAAAUAAAAUUAUAAACAAUAUAACUUAAAAACUACCUAUUUUUGCACAGCUUUUUUUGCAUUAUCUUACUGUCAUAAAAAUUGCAUUUUAAAAUUUAGAAAAAGCUGCCCAUUAAAGUAAUAUAUGCCAAUUCUAGACCAAUUUCAAUUUUAAAUAAAUAUUUUUAUAGAUAUCUAAAUAUUUUAAUAUUAUGCCCUAGAAAUAUACAUAUUUAUUUUUAUGGUCACUUACAUUUUAUAUUUGACAAUUUGUAUAUUAUAAUUUAUCUUUGAGGACAUACAUAUUUAAAUUUAACAAUUAGCAACUUCUUAACCUGCUUGUUCUCAAAUGUUAUUUUGUUAACCAAGUAAAUGCAUGUAUACAAUAAAUCACGUUCUUCCAAAAGUAUGUUGUAAUUCAAAUUCAUAUGAAUUGAUGAUGGUGACCAAGAAAAUAGCUUAAUGUAUUAUUUCUACCUAAAAAUAUAUAUAAUGAUUUUUUAACCCUUGCUAGUUAUACAAAUUUGUUAGAUGUAAUAAUUUCUUAUUCUUUUGCAUGAAUACUUGAGAAUUAAUAAAAGGUGAAAUGGAUAUCUAUAUUCAUUUAAUAUUGUUUAUACUAUUCUGAGUUAUGACAUGAAUUAUUUACCAAGUAUAAAUGAAAUAACUUUUAAUUUAUUAGUAGGUAUUGUUUUAAAAAGCUACAUUCCUAGACACUUUUGAAUGGAGUGUUCUUCACACAGCAGUCUAGUGAUAAACAGUACAUAUUGAGUUUUAAAACUAGGUCAAUUGUUGUGGAAAAAAAAUUGUUUGGAUAAUUUAUUUAAUAUUAUGUUUGACUACAUUUUUAUCAAUUUGUGUUAUAAUGUAAUCUUUAAGUAGUUAUAUAAUAUAUUAAAUCUGAAAAUUAAAAAAAAGCAACUAUUUAAUACAUACUUUUGUGUAUUAUUACUCAGUAGGUUUUUUUUAUUUAAUGCUCUUUUCUAUAAGAUAACUGCAAGAUCGCAUUUUAUAUUGAAACUACUUAGCUAACAUAGACUUAACUUCAAACUAGAUAUUAAAUUAAUUUUAUUUAUAAUUAACAUGCUCAACGUCACUCGUGAUUUCAGAAACGACGGAAAUAACAAAAACUAAAACCACCCAUACCUUUAAAUUUAGAGUUCAUUGUCAUUGGCCAAUCUAAGUUUCAGAGUUUAUUAAAAAAAAAUCCGAUUUAAUUAUAGCGUAUAUAAAUGUAUAGGUUUUUGACGCGUUAACAUGUCACUGGCCUGUUGGAAUAAACUCUGUUGACGCGUAUAUGCGUCAGCAGUGUUGAAAGUGUUAAAGUGUAAAUAACAAAUUGUGGUAUUCAAAAGUAAUACGGUGGAUUUUAAGAAUAAUAUAUUUGCUAACCAUUUAUGUAAAGUAUAAAUUAUAAUCUUAUUUAACAUUAUUAAUAUAGAACAAUAAAGUUGAUAAUCGUAUUUUAAGUGAAAAUAUAAAAAAAUAUAGAGAGUAUCAAAUCAUCAAUUUAUAAUUGAUGAAUUGUGUAUGGGAACGGAUAAAUAUAUACUUACAUAAACAACAAUUAUUUAAACAUUUUCAUAUAUAUGUGUGUGUUUUGUGUAUUGUAACAGCUUGGUUUAAACCAAGUUCCUAAAAAAUGAUUACUACUUUUUUGAACGCAUGAAAACAAUGUUGAUUUAGUACAGGUAGUUUAUUAUAUUUGGUACUAAGUAUAUUGAAACUACCCUUAAUGAAUUGUUGACCAUCUGCUGCUCUCACUCUUCAUUAGAAUAUAUAUACAAAUACAAUGUUUGUGCUGUAUUUUUACAUUGAAAAGUAUAAUCAAUGUAAGAACAAAAAAAAAACAAAUAAUGACAGAUUGUAUGCAAAGAAUGAUUCACAAAUUAUAUUGUGUUUUGGUAAUAGAUGUAUGUAUUCAGUAAUUAUAAAUUGAAGUACAAAAUAAUUAUAAUCAUUCUUAUUGUAGCUAACAAACUUGGUGAAAACUUAUGCAUACAGUCUUAACUCAAAUGGUUUAUAUUAUUUUGUGUCUUAUUAGCUGAGCAUGUUAUUCUGGAGUAAAAAUGAAAAAUUCACCCAAGUAAUAUAUAUGGCUUUGGCCUGUUUGUGCUACAAAAUAAUGUAUAUUAUCAAACCCAGGCUGCUGUUACAAUACUUGUGAAUGGAUUCAAUUCUAACCUGUCACCUCUCACUCGCAUCUGCCUCUGUUUCACCCCAGCCCCCAAUCCCUAUGCACCAAUUUCAGCCUGAAACCCUGCGAUGUUUUCAAUACUAUGUAUACAUAAUACAUGCUAUGGUGAUUGUUGUUUACCGGUUACUAUGCUGUUUUCUGGUCGCUAAUGGUGGAUUAAAAAUAAAUUAAAAUAAAAUUUAUAAUGCCUCGCAUUUACGAAACGCUAUUAUCUGUGCAUUUUUUUUUUGCCGUAAUUUUGUGAUAAUUGCAAUUAAAAAGUGUUUCAUAGUGAAAAAAAAUGUACAAGAGUGUCGCAGACGAACAGUCAACAGACAGCUAUGUUAUGAUUUCACAUCAUUUUGAUAGUAGACUCAUGCUGUGCUUAGUUUAUAAUUUUGUUUUCUUUUUUUAUAUAUUUUUUUUAUACAUUUAAUCACCACCUAAAUUAACAGUAGCAGAAAAAUAAUUGGUGCAGAUACAAAAAUAAACAAAUUUUGGGUUGUAUUCAUUUUAUUUAAUACGCUUAUUUUAUAUUGCUGUGUUUAUAUGCUUAUUCGUUUAAAAUAAUUAAAUACAUUCAAAGCUUAAAUUUAAAAAUUUAUAUUAAUUAAAACAUUAUUUAUGUAAUUUUCUAUAUCAUAAUUAUCUUUUAGGUUAAAAAAAUGGGGAGUAGGGUGUUAUGUAUAUGCGCCCAAAGAUGAUUACAAACACAGGGCAUAUUGGAGAGAUUUGUAUACAGUUGAAGAAGCCGAACAGUUAGGUGGCUUAAUUACUGCCGCUAGAGAUUGUGGUGUUACUCUCUAUUAUGCCUUGUCUCCAGGACUUGACAUGACUUAUAGUAGUCAAAAAGAAAUAGCUACUCUCAAACGAAAAUUGGAUCAAGUUGCUCAAUGUGGUUGUAAAGCUUUUGCUCUAUUGUUUGAUGACAUAGAACCGGAUAUGUCACCAGCUGAUAAGGAAGUGUUUCAAUCGUUUGCACAUGCUCAGGUGUCAAUUACCAAUGAAAUAUUUCAGCAUCUGGGUCAACCUAAAUUUUUAGUGUGUCCAACUCAAUAUUGCUCAGCACGUGCUGUACCUAAUGUUCAAAAUUCUGAUUAUUUAAAUACUUUGGGCUCUAAGUUGGCACCUCAAAUAGACAUAAUGUGGACCGGACAAAAAGUUAUAUCACGUUCAUUAACUACCGAAUCUAUUAGAGAAAUCACUGAAGUAUUGAGGCGACCUCCUGUAAUAUGGGACAAUUUGCAUGCUAAUGACUAUGACCAAAAGCGCGUCUUCUUGGGGCCAUAUCAGGGACGUUCUCCGGACUUAAUUUCACAAUUAAGAGGAGUAUUGACUAAUCCAAACUGUGAAUAUGGUGCUAACUUUGUAGCUAUUCAUACAUUGGCUCAAUGGAGUAAAUGCACUUCUGAUCCUCCAUUAAUCACACAUGACAAUGAAAGUAUGAAAUUAGAGACUGAAAGUGAUGAAGAAGGUAUCAUUGAUCUUCCAGAGAAUAUUUACCAUUCAAGAAGAGCAUUACGUAUAGCAAUAAAAGAAUGGAUUCCAGAAUUUCGUAGACAGAAACAAGCUCAUGGUCCUAUUAUCAAACCACAACCUAACAUAUCGAUCAUGUCUCCUGUGGCAAUUCCCCUUGCAUCAUUUAACACGUGUAUGGCAACUUCAACCACCACCAUUACAACGUCAACAUCUACUGCACCAUUAUCUUUGUCUACAACUAAUAAUGUUGAGUCAAUUUCAUCAGCUACUGUUAAUGGUAGCCCUACUAAUGUCUUACAAACGGCAGUAGCUGUUACCAUGAAUCCACCCUUAGUGAUAAUGAAUUCUUUGGUGUCCGAAAGCAAAGUCAUCAGCGAGCCUAUGGACUGUAACAUGUCACCGGCUCCAUCACCGCAGAGUUCGGAUACAGCCAUGAACACUGAUAAUGGAUCAAGUGUUUCAAUGCAAGUGGAAACGCCUAGUCCAAGUGUGGAUAUGGUAGUGGAUGUGAUACAAGAUCGAAAACAUUCAUAUGAAAGGUAUGAUUGUGAAUUAAAUUAUGAAUUUUUUGAUUUAUAAUACUAUUUUGUUGAUAUUAGAGAUCUAACGGAAGAAGAUUUAUUGCUAAUGUGCGAUUUAUUUUAUUUACCAUUUGAACACGGUCCUCAAAGUGUUCAAUAUUUAACAGAAUUUAAUUGGCUUAAAAGCAAUGCUUAUUUGGUUUCCAAUGAAAAUCUUCGAAAAUCAAAGAAAAAAGAUUCAACUGACUCUAAACCUGAAAUCGAAGAAUGGUAUGAACGAGCAAAGAGAAUGGAUGAAUUAACUGAACAAGUUAAUGAGCUAUUCCAAAGACUGACAUUUAGUGCCAAUAGAGAACUUGUUCAUGACCUAUAUCCUUAUGUUUGGGAUGUUAGGUGUGUUAUAUCAUUACUAAACUUCUAUGUAAAAUGGCUUUCUGAAGGCCAUUUCCCACAAUCAAUCACAAAUUAUACUCUUGGGUCUUAUACAUGGUUUUCAAAAGGAUGGAAAGAAAGCUUUAUGAGUGGUGACCAAGAACCCUGGGUUUUUAGAGGUGGUUUAGUUGCUGAUUUACAACGGUUAAUGCCAGUUGAUGCUGGUUCUGAUUUAUUUAUAUAUAAGCCUCCUGAUACACCUACAAAUAAAAUGUACAAUGUACGACCAUAUACUUUUGAAGAUGAGUCUGCUGUUUACAAUAUUUGCCGGUGUACAUGUUAUACAAGCAUUGACGACCAUAGUAUAAACAAAUCUGAUUUACCUGACUUAAUACCUGAUAGACUUGUUGGUUCAUAUUUAACACUUAGUCCAGAACUUUGUUUUGUGGUAGAAGACAAUGGCACUAUCAUAGGUUAUGCGUUAGCUGCUUUAAAUGCAAAAGAAUUUUAUCAAAAAUUACAAGUAUCGUGGUUUUCUGAAAUGUGUUCAAAAUAUCCAUUAGAUAAUUCCACAGAAGAAAUACAGUCAGCUUCGCAAGAAAUCAUAAAUUGGUUCCAUUCGUUUAAUAUUAAUCAAGAACUGCCAGAUUCCAAUGCUCUGUCUCAGCAUCAAUCAGUUAUGACCUAUGCAACAUUACCUGUGAACAAUGAUGCAUCAGUAUCCAAACGAUUAAUUAUUUGUCUUCUAGCAGCAUUAAGAGCUAAUGGGUCAUUCGGUGUCCAUGUACCUUUGAGAACAAAAGAUCAACAAACAUUGGAAUUUUACACAAAAAUGGGAUUUAUGGAAAUUUUGCAAGGGUCUAACCUAAAUCCUGGUUUUACAUACUUAGGACGUGUUUUUUAAAAUAUUUUUCCGUCUUACAUUGCUGCCAAUAAAUGUUAAAUAUAUGAAUGAAAAUGCAUACAUGGUGAUACCAUUAUAGUAAUAAUUUUAAUUUAUUGAUGUUAAAUACAUUAUUAUACUUGUUAUUACUAAUUUCAGUAAAUGCUUAUACACAAAAUAGUCCAGUUAAGAUUACCUAAGUUAUUUGAAGGAAAUUUAAAUUAUCACGAGCUUGAAAAUUUUUUUUAUUUUUUCAAAUUGAUUUGUAAGCGUUAACAUUACACAAUUGAUAAUUUUAUAGAUUGUCUGUCAUUUUUUUCAUUAUUUAAUAUUUUAGUUAUUUUAAGGUCUUAUUACAUUUUGUAUGUUGUUUUGUAUGAAAAUAAAAUAAAAUUAAAUAAAUUUUUUUGUAUGUGACUACAUUUUAAGGAUUAAAUAUUGCUUUUAUUGUGAUUUUCUAUCAAACAUGUUUAAAUUUAUGUUCAAACAUGAUUUAUUCAUAUCAAGUAUAUAUAUUAUUUAUUUAUACUAUUUUAAA